AUGUCCUGGCUGGAAGGCGCCGACGCGCCAGUGCCAACUUACACUCAAACCGACAACGACGGAUUCAUGAAUUUCAUCAACGGGAACAGUCAAAUUCCCCCAUCCGAUCUCAACAUCGACAUCGACCUUCACCUACCACUCACCCGAUACCCCUCUCCCCUCCCUCCCGAUGUUGACUACGCCACCUCAUCUCCCCCGCCUUUCAACCCAAACGAACCCAACUCGCCACACGUCCAAGCGGAACGGCGCAACUUACAAUGCAAGCUAAUCCGCAUCUUCUUCAACGCGAUCCGCACCAACAAAACCGACCUGGUAACCAAGCUCAUCACCACCGGCUUCGUGUCCCCCGAUGUGCCCAACGAGUAUGGCCUCACCCCGCUCCUCGCGGCCGUGGAAGCCGGUGACGGUGCCAUGGUUUGCGCGCUCUUGAAUAUCGGCGCGGACGUCAACGCUUUUGGUACUCCUACCAAGAGGAGCGAGGCGUAUUACCGAUACUCGUCAUCUUCAUCAUCCAAGCGCAAAAAGAGGGGAACCGACGCAAACAAGAAGAGGAAACAGUUACCACCAGAUGCGCGCACCCCGCUCAUGACCGCCUCAGCAACCGGCAAACUCGCCCUAGCCAAGCUCCUCCUUCAAGAUUUCCACGCCGACGACGCCCUCAUAGCCGGCGACGGCCAGCUCGCGCUUCGUCUAGCAGCCGAUAACGGACAUAUGGAGAUCGUCGACCUGCUUCCUUCGCGCAGAGGCGGCGAGUUUCGGCGGUGGAGGACACAUCACGCGGGGGCUAUCAGGCGGAUCAAGAGAGCCGGUGGGGGAAUCUUCGCCUUCUUUGCGUUCUUUGUGUAUUACAUCCCUGCGGCGCUUCUGUGGAGCUUGCCGAAGCACGUGGUUGUUUUGCCUAGCGUGAAGCUGGCUAAGUGGUCGUGGAGGAAUAAGGCACGGUUUGGAGGGUGGUGUGAGAGACAGUUGAAGAAAUUUCCGGACAGAGCGAAGAGGGGGGUCAAGGCUGCGGGGCGGGCGGUGAAGGCCUUGAAGCAUGUUCCCAAGGGGGUGGCGAGGUUUGUGAAGGCGUUGGCUAAGGGGUUGUGGUGGGUGAUCAGGAGGAUACCAGGCGCUAUGAAGGUAAUGUGUCUGUGGAUAUGGGAGAGUUUGAAGAAGGUCGGGAUGGCGACGGGGUUUGUGUUUUUGAAGGUGGUGUCAGCCUUACAUACGGCCGUUAUGGCAUUGUUGAGCUUCUUCCGGAGCAUCACUCUGAAGGAUGUCGGGAAUGCGAUCGCGGUGGCAGUAAAAGCCCUCUUUGUUGACCUACCAAGGGCCGUGUGGUCUGGCAUGAGAGCAUUUGGAAAGGCUUCGUACAAGGCGCUUGGCUACAUGCUCGGGCUUCUGGGAAAGAUUAUUUGGUGGAUUAUGAGGGCACUGUUUGAGAUCCCAGUGUUCUUGCCCAAGCAGUUGUGGAAGAUCCUUGCGGCGAUUGGGAGUUCAAUGAGCAAAGGAUACCAUGAGAUCCUCGUGUGGCUCAACCCCAAGAGGCGCUGA
Sordaria macrospora k-hell is the source of this 1536-nucleotide messenger RNA. RefSeq lists its product as uncharacterized. The record is from RefSeq and is a predicted model, not a curated record. Gene Ontology annotation, molecular function: protein binding. NCBI's taxonomy places the organism in Eukaryota, Fungi, Ascomycota, Sordariomycetes, Sordariales, Sordariaceae.